Messenger RNA from Ruditapes philippinarum (Manila clam), 1701 nucleotides. RefSeq lists its product as uncharacterized. NCBI's taxonomy places the organism in Eukaryota, Metazoa, Mollusca, Bivalvia, Venerida, Veneridae. The record is from RefSeq and is a predicted model, not a curated record. The transcript is spliced from 8 exons. The coding region runs from base 143 to 1573 and encodes 476 amino acids.
AAUUGAACACGUUCUUGUUUUGUAUGGAUUUUUCAAAGUUUCAGUACGUUUAACGCAAAAAUUAAGUACCAUAUUGAAAAGAAAAUGAACGCUCAGUGACGAGUGGUUAUUUUGGACUGAUAAUAAAAACAACCAUCAGCAGAUGACAAUGCAGAAUUAUAUUUCAACAUAUGUUUUGCUUGCAUGGUUUAUGAAAAUCAAUGGACAGUUGGUCUUUUCUGACGACAGCGCAGUAAAAACAUGCGAAGAAAACCUUAAACCAACAGUACAACUUCUUCAUAUGCUGUCAAGCUUGGCAUUAAAAACCAACAACUCUUUUACCAUCUACACAGAAGAGCAUGUUGCGAAAGAGAUUUGGGAUAAAUUAAGGAGUGGUUGUUCAGAAGAAAGGGAAAAUACAUGCUUCUUUAAACUGCUUGGACACUUUAAGGCUACUAUAUCAGUGGUUAAGAAAGAGAAUCAACACCAAGAAGCAAAUCAGCACCUAGUUGAUAUAUCUCUUGAUUUGAUAUCUGAAACACCCGAAGAACCACCCAGAAUAACUGAUGUUUGCAAAAACUUGAUUUCCUCCAUACAAUUGCAAUGCAAGCCUUGUCCAACAUGUCCAGCUUCAUCUUUUACAAACUGUGAUACUGUGUGCAGUACUGUUAAAACAACAGCAGCAGUAACAAAAACGAAAACACCAACACCAGCAGCCACAACAACAACAGCAUCAUCGGAAUCUCAUAUUGAUAAUAGUCUACCCCAAGAUACGACAAAGGAAUGUCUACAAGCAUCAACUGUAGUUAUUGCCAGUUUUAUAUCCUUCAUUGCUGGUGGCUUUUGUACUAUAGCAAUUGCCUUUGUCAUACGCUAUUUCCGUAAUAGACAAAAGAGAAUUGAUUCAAACGAAGGCAGCACAACUGUUGGUAAUGCACCAUUGGAUGACAAGGUAGCUGUUGCAAGUCCUAAAGAUAACAUGCAAAGAAUGGAAAUGACUUAUGAGACUUUAAAAGGUAAAACAUGCGAUGACGAAAAAGCCGUCAAGGAGCAUGUCUAUCACGGACUUGGCACACACUUGGAAUCUAACAAAAAACCAGAAGUGACGGAUAAGGAAGAAAAUAUAUCAAAAGAAGACUUUCGUGACAAUUUUCAACAUAAGAAUAGCCAGACAGGAGACCAUGUGUAUAAUGCUCUUGAAAUUAAAGAACAUGCUGAUCUUUAUAAAAAUGCAAGGGCAGAAGCUUACAGUGAGCAUACAUACACAGGACUAGCAAACAGAGAAGAUGAAGGUUCUGUUCCGUUAGAUGAAAGUACGGGGAAUUCUGGAACAAAUGAUCGUUCAAAUGAAGGUCAUUACUUCAUACUAGAGAAUACCAAUGGCAACGAAACAAGAGCGUUAGGUGGCGUAGAAGAGCAAAAAUCAAACAUAGAUGAAAAGACUGAGGAUGGUCUCAAAGACGGCGACCAUGAUUAUUUUAACUUAGAAAAGAUGGGUGAUUCUGACCUACCAACUCAUAAAGUUAAGCAAAAUGAUGACGUUAGCAUUGGUGAAACUGAAGAAAAUACAUAUCACAUUCUUGAAAAAGUAUAAUAAUCAGAAAUGCAUUUCAAGACUAUAUUCAAUUUACAUAAUCAUAGCUCAUUAAUUUCUGAUAAUACAACAUUAUAUAUUGUUGAAAAGAAAAUACCUUAUCAUAAUACUAAAAAAGUGUACAUAAU